AUGUACAUUUUUCUCUCCCACCUCUCUCUGUGUGACAUCAUGAUUAUCACAAAUGUGGUCCCGAAAACUCUUCAAGUCCUUGUUACAGAGAACUGUCGCAUAUCACUUCAAUCAUGUUACACACAGAUGUAUUUUUAUGGAUUCUCCACCACUACAGAAUGUUUCCUAUUGUCUGUAAUGUCUUAUGAUAGAUAUUUGGCCAUCUGUGACCCUCUGCACUACUCAUCUACUAUGAAACACGGUCUUCCUCAGAUCUUGGCUACAGUUUGCUGGUUGAUUGGCUUUUUCUUCGCUGUGAUCACAGAUAUUUUCAUACUUGCAUUGGACUUUUGUGGUUCAAAUGUUAUAGACCACUUUUUCUGUGAGCUUACUCGUGUUCUAGAACUUUCCUGUUCUGACACCAAAAUGAUUGACAUUUGUGUCACUAUUUUCUCUAUAAUUGGAACUGUUCAGGUAGUCUUCGUCAUUGUCACUUAUAUUUGUAUCUUUACAUCCAUUCUUCAAAUGUCUUCCAUCACUGGCCGCCAGAAGAUCUUCUCAACCUGUAGCUCUCAUUUGGCGGUGGUUUCUAUUUAUUAUGGGACCCUCACUGCACUUUACGUGGCACAAACUAGAAGGCACUUUCAGACACUUAACAAAGUUUUAUCCCUUUUAAACACAGUCAUCACUCCAUUACUAAACCCAAUUAUUUACAGCCUGAGGAAUAAAGAAAUACGGCUUGCCUUGAUCAAAAUCUUCAAAGAGAAACCUAUUAAAUGCUAA
Molecule: messenger RNA, 762 nt
Organism: Rana temporaria (common frog)
Lineage: Eukaryota; Metazoa; Chordata; Amphibia; Anura; Ranidae
Product: olfactory receptor 11L1-like
Exons: 1
Coding region: 1-762 (253 amino acids)
Biological process (GO): G protein-coupled receptor signaling pathway
Cellular component (GO): membrane
Molecular function (GO): olfactory receptor activity; G protein-coupled receptor activity
Source: RefSeq, a predicted model, not a curated record